CCAGUGUUGUUCCGCUUGUGAUAGAAGUAAGACGUGCGACGCUCACCGUCGCGGAACUUUGUGACGGAUGCCUUGAUUUUGUUUAGUGAUUUCAACGCUGUCAUUCUUGGUGGUUCUAGUUUUCGUUAGAAUUAUGUUACUUAAGGAGAUUACCGUCGUACACGCGCAAAUGUUUUAGUUGGGUAGGAAAUAUACUAUGAAAGUCUUCGGUCCAGACUUGAAUCUUAAAUUGUUUUGGUGUCAGAAGGAGCUUGGAAGCAUUUUUGGUUUUUCAAAGGGCCAAGGCUUGCCUGUUCUUGUGGUUACUGUGAGAAUCGAUGAAAAAAAAAUGUAGUGAUCGUUCAGCAAUUCCGUGACACCCUAUACCCUAUACCCAUGGCGUCAGCCGUCAGGAAAGUCAGCGGAGGGCCUCUCACUGCCACGGUCGUAUUAGCCCACGACAUCCCCUUCGCUGACGCCGAUGAGACGGAUCCUCCUCCUCCUCAUCCCUCGGCUGACGGUUCGUCUCGUCGUCGUCAGCCUUCCCGGUCCCCUUCGUCAGCCACUGCUUCUGCAGCAGCAGCAGCAGCCUCCGCCAUGUCCAUAUACUCCUCCCCGCGACCUGGGGUCUCGAGGCCCGUCGGCGGGGCCGCCCUGCCCUUGUACUACAACAGCCCCCCUCCCCCGCCUGCGGUUCUCCCCCCGAGGGACCGCAAGCACUCUCCUUCAGGGGCAUCCACCCACAUGCACAUCUACACGAACACCUCCUCCGCCAACCUUUCCUUAACGGGAUUGCGCCCGCAGAACUCCGCCAGCGCCCUGGCUGUCGUCGAGGGCGCCGGCGGGGCCGUCAAGGUCGCGACGGACCGCCCGCAUCUGGUGUCCAUGGGCGGCGGGCGGCUCUCGACGGCCAUCACUCUGCACCCUAUUAACGAAGGGCGGACCGUCCUCGGAUCGGGCGGGAUGGGGACCGUGCCAGACAUCGUGGUGAUAGGGACGGGCGUGGAGGCGGAGCACUGCAUCCUCGUCAACACCGGGGGCGUAGUGACUCUGACGCCCAUCGCGUCCAUGGUCGCCAUAGAUGGGCUGAAGAUCACCGCUCCGACCAGGCUGACGCAAGGAUGCAUGAUAUGCCUGGGUCGAAGUAACUACUUCCGGUUCAACCAUCCCGAGGAGGCCCAGUUGAUGAAAGCGAUCCUGCCCAAUACGCGAAUCAGUAUGGUGCCCAUCAAUUUUUACCCGGGCGUAGACAACCCAGAGUACUUCCACAUGGGCGGGGAGGCUUCCCCGCCCAACGGUUCCCCCCUGAACUCUUCCGGCGAGACCAAGCCGCCCGUGCCUUCCCGGAAGGUCACGCCUGUCACCUCUUCCAGUCACCCCACCACGCCCACGAGCCCCUCGCCCGGCGCCCACCCGGUUUUGCCCGGCCACCCCAUCACCUCGCAUCACUUCCCGUCCAAUAAGGUCAACAACAACAACAACACGAGUUUGUGCAGCGCUGAUAGUCAGGAGUUUAGUGAUAAGGUAUCUAAGUUCGAACACUUGUCCCAGACCAGAGAGUCCCUGACUCGUCAGGCGUCGGAGAAGUGGUCGGCCAAGGAGAGCGUCAGGAGUAACCAUGGCAACAACAGCAACCUCCAUCUUCACCAUCACUCCCGCGACGCCUCGGACAGCGAUUCGGACACGCCCCCUGAGGUUCCUCCCCGUUCCGAAGGGAGAACUAACCAUUCCACGACGUCCCCUGUGAAUGGCACCGCAGGAGGCCGUGUUGCCCGGCCGAGGUACUUCGGGGAGUACAUCUACACCAGAAAUGAAAUCGCGCCCCCGCCCUUGGCGCCCCGUGCCCCUACGACCGCCCUACGCAGGAGCAACAGCGGAUCUGCCGGAAGCAGCUCUACGACGGCUUCGGGCGUCUCCACCGUCGUGUCUCCAUCAGGCAUGACCUUAGUCCACAACAUGAUGUACCGAUCGUUGCCGCCUCCUCCUCCGUCGCCUUCGUCAGCAGCGGCGACAAGCACCACCAACAGCCUAGGGCACAGCGUCACCCACACCCUGCACUCCCCGCCGAGUAUGACCCCAGGGGCGUCUUCGUCAGCAGCGACCUCCCCCACCACCACCACGAAUGCCAUAGUUCCUAGUACUUCGUCCUUGUCCAGGUUGUCUGGGCAUUCAAGGGCGUCCUCCUCCAGCGCCUCCUAUGGCGGAGGAGGAGGAGGAGGUGGUAGCUUGGUUGGUUCCCCAGCACCGUCCAUGACGAGUUCGUGGACGCCGGGAGUCGGCCUGGGCAACAUAGGUUUACAAGGUCGCGAUGGAGGGAAGACUCCGACCAGGUGUUCCUUGGAAGAUUUGCGACACAGCGAGUUGAGGAAACAACAGGCCGUCGAGGACAGAGUGAAGGAACAGGAGGCAGCUGCAGCCGAGCGCGCGCGCCUCGAAGAGAUCUUGAACUUGUGCGCGGAGUACGAGCGACAGCACCAGGGAGCAGCGACCACUCCCACGGCCCCCCCCACUCCAACCCCCAGACCCCAGUCACACUCUCCGCAUCACCCUUUCACUCAGAAUAGAAUCAAGACAAACGGGUCCCUACCACGGGAUAAAAGGUUACCUUCUUCUCCCACUGGAUUACCCACCACUCCAACUUCAGCCACAUCACCCACUCCUGCAUCCACACCAACCAUCUCCAGCAGUCUGAGAUGCAAAGCGACGUCAGAAGAUGAACUCAAUGCAAUAUUCAGUUUUGACGCCCCAGACAUUUCUAACCAUGGACAGUGUGCUUCACUCACAAGAAGUGGGACCCUACCAAAUUACCCGCCCUUUCCUAACCCUGGUCCUUUACAAGUUCCUUCUCAUUCUCCAAGUCCAAGUAGUCCGAAAAGUCCAUACGAAAAUGUAAGUCCUUACCUCACGUAUCCUAUGCCACAGAGUCCAAGGACACGUAUUAAAACCAUUGUAGGAAAGGAAAGAAAUGAGCGAUUAGAUAGAAAAGAUAAUUGUGAGAUUAUCGAAAACAGAAUGGCCAUACAGGGAGCAGACUUACAGGAAGGCAUUUGUGAUAGUAAAAAAGUUAGAGGUCCCAGAACGUCCAGAGAGAGUGAGAAAAACAAGGAAAAUUUAAGUCCCCAUUCGAGAUCUGAUUCCUCGAGUUCCCUGGAGUUGCCAGCCCCUCCCAAGCCCCCGAGAUCUCCAAGAGUGGAUAGAUCGGUGCUAGGAGACUCCCCUACCAAUACUAAAGUGAAUGUAGAUGUUGUUAAUUCAGUAGCAACCUCGCAAGUCAAUAUGAAUGGAGUUUGUGCAGUAGCUGUAAGUCAGACGAGUACUGUGUGUCGAGAAGUGAUGUCUACUAGUGUUGAUGGAACGUUGAACGCUUAUGAAAAUAGUCAAAUAGUGGCACAGAAUGAUUUGAACACGACGAACAAUAAUGUCAUGGAAUGUUCGACAGACUCGAGUGUGUUUACUAGUCCAAAGGAUAAGUUCUUCAAAAACUCUUCAGUUAUGGAAAGCUCAUUUUCACCACCCGAUGGUGAAGGAAAAAUCACCAAUAGAGUAUUCGAGGAACAUCUUAUCAGAAACAUUCAAGAUACCUUUAAUAUUGACGACGUGCCUGGGGAGAUUGAACGCCUCAAGGGCAUCAAGAACGAGACUCUUCAGUCUGUGACGGAUCUCAAACGCAGUGUUACGGAACUGGAGCUGACUGAGGACGAAGCACUGAGAGAGUUGGAAGUCGAGCGAGCACUACUUGGAGGAGAAUUAGGACCAUUACGAGAAAAGCUAGCUUCAGAUGAACAACAUUUGGAAGAGCUUCUAUAUCGCAGUAGUCAAUUAGAAGAUCAGUGUCAGCAGGAGAAACAUAUUCAUCAGGAAGCUAUUGAUGCUUGUCGGUCUCGUCUGGAAGCAGCUGAGAAGGAGUUGGAUCGAUUGGAGGGCUCGAGCGAAAGCUUCAAGGGCUCCACGGAUGAAGAAACAGAGAUGUUAGAGAAGCUUAAAGCUCAACACGAAGCUGUUGAAAUGGAAAGAAGGGCAUUUGAAGACACAGAAUUCCAGCAAAUGGAAAUUGAAGCUCAUCGGGAGUCUGAGAGAGAGGAGCUAAAUAAAGAGAUUGCAGAGAUUAGAGAAAAAGUCAGUAGCCGAAGGGAGAGGAUCACAGAGUUAGAGAACUGCAUGCUGGAAAUGACUCACUCUGUGCGUCAACAGACGGAGGUCUUGGAAAAGGAAAGACAGGAGUUGCUGUCCAAGAUUGCAAAGGAGCGAGGGCGUUUGACAGUUGCUGAACGACGUCUCGGAGAACUGACUCGCUUGGGAAUCACACCACCCAAUGGCCAGUGCUCCCCUGCUUGUUCAUCCGACACAGAAGAGAGUGGUGCUCCUGAUUUAGUUGAACGGUUGUCGAGGCUUCACUUCUUGGAUCAGUCUCAAGAGGAUCUGGAUAGAAUACAGCAGGUAACCUCAUCAGCUCCUCUUGGUUGUAACGAUGGGACGCUUGGCCGUAAAACUUCGGCAACCUUAAUGGAAAUAGAGCGGAAUCGUCAACUUCUUUUAGCCAAACAGGGUACCCUUGUCAUUGAAAAAGAGCGGCGUCGCGUGGAGGAGCUAAAGCGCAGAGUUGCUGAUGAAGUCAAAGCACAGUGGGAAGAAAGGAAAGCCAAAGAGCAACAGAGAGAAGUGAACUGUGCUUCCCUGAAUAGUGUUGGCUCGGAAGAUUCUUCCAUGACGUCGUCUGAUAUUCAUACUGAAAGCUUGUCCAGUGAUGACAUCUUGGAGAAACGCAGCAGCGGCGAGAGCGUGGGUAGGGAUAUUCCACAAGUUAAGAUGCGUCAGCGCGAGAACGAGCUGGCCACAGGUGCUGAAGAGUCGCGGCCACUAAGCGAUGCAUCGUCAUGCUGUGACCCCAACGAAGCAGCUGUCAAAUUCCGAGAGAAGGCAAGGACACAGCUCCCACCUGUAUCAUUGCCCUUCCACAUAGCUCCUGAUCUCUCCUCAUCCAAGGCCUUUGUGUCUCCAAACUACAUCAAGCAACGCCCUUUGACAAGAUAUUUACCUGUAAGAAGUGAACAGUACUUUGAUCUCAAACAACACAUUGAGUCAGCAGGACACCAAAUAGAACUAUGCCCUUUCAUCUUGGUCUCCUCUACUGCAUGUCGUGGAUACUUGAAUAAACUAGGAUCAAAAUUCCGUACCUGGCAGAAGAGAUGGUUUGUGUUCGACAGGUCAAAAAGGGCGCUCAUGUAUUAUAGUGACAAGAGUGAAACUAAGCCUCGUGGUGGAGUUUACUUCCAGGCUAUUGAAGAAGUUUAUGUGGACCAUUUGCAUUCUGUCAAGUCCCCAAAUCCAAAAUUGACUUUCUGUGUGAAGACUUACGAGAGAACUUACCAUUUAAUGGCUCCUUCUCCUGAAGCUAUGCGUAUUUGGGUUGAUGUUAUCUUCACUGGAGCCGAAGGAUAUCAAGAGUUCCAAGGUGGUACCUGAGAAAUGUUUUGGAAAGUGCUGUUAAAAUUUCAAGGUCUUCUAUGUAUUUACUGGGCUUCCACUGUCUGUGAAUGAAUGUUCACAGAUUUGGAAGAAUUUUUUUUACUGAUUGUUAUAAUACAGGCCUCAAGUUUGUAUUUCCUACAAUGAGGUCUGUUUCUAAAAGGAUCAGAUUUACCUGUGUAUAUCAGUAUCAACAGCCAAACAAAUUGUAGCCAGCUCUUGGCAGAUUUCUGAGGCAGUGCCUUAUUUUGUGAUUUUAAAAUAUGGACCACAUAAUUUUAUAAAACAUGCAGGGUCAUGCUAUUUUCUAAAGCUUAAAUAUUCAUUUAACAUUUCUUCAUACCUUAUUACAUUAAAUCCCCAAAUGAUACUGUGCACAGCUUUGACUUGGAAAUUGCAUUUCAUUCAUGACAUUCAUGAUUGUAAUAUCAUAAAUAGUAUAAUUUAUUUUUUCAAGGCUAAUAUGCCUGCAAAAUGUAAAAUUACUUUGCUGGUUGCUCAUGAACUACAGAGCUUUUGUUACCAAUAAUUACAGCAUAAAUAUAACCCCCGGAAAAUUUGUGUAUGGAAAGGGUGCUUUUUGUAAAUUAUCACUUAUGGCUAUGUCGCAGCUUUCCAUUAUCAUUAAUGCCUUAAAAGUCAUGACUUUCACUUCAUGAUUACUGCAUGAUCCUUUUAUGGAUCAAAUAUUCUUUUGGUGGCACGUGUUGAUACUUAAUUCAACAGUAGCCUGGAGCAAAAAAGUUUAGUUUUAUUGUAAAUGCUCAUAUCUGUAAUGAGGACUUUCAAAUAAGUGUACCUUAUAUUUAAAUAUUUUAGUGAGUUUUAUGUAUGUCAAUACAAUUGUAGAUGCACGUUGAGUAUAUAGCCUAAUGAAAUUUGUAUACUGCCACAUAUUUUAUUUAGUUUGCAGCAGUUUUUUCUUCUUGUAAAUAACUUAAAGGUACACGUUAAUGUUCCCACGAAUGAAACGUUCACGUAUUCUCUGAAAACCAACAUCUUGCCAGAAUUGAAAGGCAGACCAGUUGAUUUUAAAUGAAAACCUUAAAAUGCUUUUAUAUUAUAGGAUACUCUGUCUGCUUUGUAUUUUGAAAUAAUAAGUGCUAAGAUUGGGUUGUAUGUUACCAUACAAAGACAAAGUGUCAAGGACUCUGUAACUUUAAUACAGUAUAAAUAUAUUUUUAUGUUGUGA
Messenger RNA from Macrobrachium nipponense, 6637 nucleotides. RefSeq names its product pleckstrin homology-like domain family B member 1. Gene Ontology annotation, molecular function: protein binding. The record is from RefSeq and is a predicted model, not a curated record. The transcript has 24 exons. Lineage: Eukaryota; Metazoa; Arthropoda; Malacostraca; Decapoda; Palaemonidae. Bases 376 to 5442 code for a protein of 1688 amino acids.